GCCAGAGUUUCCACCCCUCAACGUCACCUUCCAAGCUGCUUCGAUCGCCACCAUCUCCUUCACAACGUAACAACAACCCAUGUUCUGGAUUUUAGGCUGCUCUCUCGGUCAAAUCUAAAUAACUAGGGCAAGAUGACUGUGCGCACAAAGAUUUUCCUCCCCCUUCGUGGACGCGCGGGCGCCCGAACAUUCUCCGUCUCCCGUGCCCGCUGGGAAGCGGCGCCGUUGCCAGCGCGCAAGCCUGUUGGAGCCUUUCGAGGAGGACUCUUCGGCUUCCUGACCGGCGCAGUCGUUGCCGGCGCGUCCGUCUACUACUAUGUGCUUGGAGACUACCGCAUCUCCAACGAGAUCCUGACCGAUGAUAUUACCGCUCUUCAGCAUGCUACCAUCAAGCUUCAGUCAUACAUCACGGAGCUGGAGUCUCGAGUGGAUCAGCUGAAGAAGAAAUGAGACAUUUCUAUCAUUUGUCCUUGAUCUGCCGUGCUGUAUUUUGUCUCUAUGGCGUUAGGGCGUCUAUUUAUGCAUUAGUUUGACUGCGAAAUAAGCAUUUGUCCAAAUUUAUAUCUGUGCUAGCUUAAAUGAUGGUUGCAAAGG
Penicillium brasilianum is the source of this 594-nucleotide messenger RNA. NCBI's taxonomy places the organism in Eukaryota, Fungi, Ascomycota, Eurotiomycetes, Eurotiales, Aspergillaceae. The record is from the annotation of a GenBank genome assembly.